UGGUAAAUUAGUUGAUAUUUUCAAAAUCAAUUCCGUAUAUCGUCUAACGACAUAUGAUAGAGAAGUAUAUAGAGAAGUUGGUUAGAAAAAAAUACUUAAGGUUUCUAAAAUGUUGGCGAACAUUAGAAUGAAAUUUUGGUGUCCUAUGCAGUUGAACGCUGCUGGAAUGAAAUACUUUGCACCCCAGAAAAAAAGUGAUUAUGUAGAAAAAGUGGAGCGCCCAAAACUUCGAGUAAUGGAGAGAGUGCCACAGUAUCCGCCAAAUAUCCGACCCCCAAAAAUGCAGAAGCGCUUAAAAUUUAUGAGAGGGCCUGAAAUUGUUCAUAACGAUUUUAUACAUAAACAAUAUGGAAUAAUUGCGGAAAGUGGUGGUCGUUUGCGAUGGGGUCAUUUUGAAAUGCUAAGGCUAACAAUCGGUCGCAAAAUGGACAUUAACAGAAUGUUUGCAAUAUGGAGAGUCCCGCCUCCCUGGCAACCUGUAACAAAAAAAGGCCAAGGACAGCGUAUGGGAGGUGGGAAAGGCGCUAUCGACUAUUAUGUUACACCAAUAAAGAAAGGCCGCGUUAUUCUAGAAAUUGCUGGCAACUGUGAAUUUUCUGAAGUGAAACCAUUUUUGGAUAUAGUGGCGCAGCAAUUACCUUUCAAAGCUCGUGUUAUAUCACACACUAUGUUAAAUGAUUCGGAAAAUACAGAACAUGAUCUGUCAAAUAGUUAUAUAAAGUAUAUAAUACAAAAUAAUUUGAGCGGUUGUCAUAAAUGGUUAUCUCCUGUGGACCACAAAUGGUUUGGGAAAUAUAAUUAGUUAUAGUUUAUUUUUCUUUUUUGAACUGUAAAAUAAAUUUUAUCUUGUUAUUACAAUA
Messenger RNA from Zeugodacus cucurbitae (melon fly), 860 nucleotides. It is a transcript of the gene mRpL16, whose product is annotated as 39S ribosomal protein L16, mitochondrial. The record is from RefSeq and is a predicted model, not a curated record. Lineage: Eukaryota; Metazoa; Arthropoda; Insecta; Diptera; Tephritidae. The transcript has 3 exons. Gene Ontology annotation, biological process: mitochondrial translation. Gene Ontology annotation, cellular component: ribosome; mitochondrial large ribosomal subunit. Bases 110 to 802 code for a protein of 230 amino acids. Gene Ontology annotation, molecular function: rRNA binding; structural constituent of ribosome.